AUGUUUUCGUCAAAUCGUCAGACUACAAGACUGACUUGUGGGUUCAAAGUGAACACUAGCUCUCCCGAAUGGCACAAGAGCAUGACGAAAAUUCUUAAGAAAAUCAAAGGAGGAAACUUUUGGAUAGACGUGGACGAAGGAAUGGCUUACGUAACGGGUCAAGGCGACCCAAACAAGCUAUUGAAAUUGAUGGCUUCAAGGAAAGGUAAAGACGCUGAAAUGGCGUUUGUGAAAACCGGAACACAUCAUCAUCAUGAUCAUUCCCAUUUUGGCAACAGUUAUCAAAACUCUUACUUUGGCCAAUCAACGCCUUAUUGGCCUGGAGAUAUGAAUAUGAGCAGCUACCACCCGUCAUCGUCUCACGGUUACUACCCUUCGGCACCGCCGACUAUGCAACCUUACCAACAACAAUAUCCUUAUUCGGGUGGAUAUGGUUACGGCUAUUAUUAG
Messenger RNA from Brassica oleracea var. oleracea, 450 nucleotides. RefSeq lists its product as uncharacterized. The record is from RefSeq and is a predicted model, not a curated record. The transcript has 3 exons. Bases 1 to 450 code for a protein of 149 amino acids. Lineage: Eukaryota; Viridiplantae; Streptophyta; Magnoliopsida; Brassicales; Brassicaceae.